UCCUGUAAGCAAGCCCAGCUCACCUCCUGGGGGGACAAGCCAGAACACAGGAACCAUGAAGGCCAGAGCAGGGCUGCUGCUCGCCCUGGCUUGUGCCCUCAGCACAGGCCAGUGCUCCCCUCUCAACAACUUCCAGAGUCGCAAAGCCACUGAGCUGAUCUCACUGAGUCUCCAAGGCCCUGCCCUGAUGUCAGAGGAACCCAUGGAGGUGGACGAAUGUGCCAAACGCUGCACAGCACGGCCAGACUGCAGGGCUUUUAACUACAAUCAGAAGAGCCAUGGCUGCCAGAUGCUGCCCUGGACCCAGCACUCAGCACAUACCCAGUUGCAGAGGAAUGUCUACUAUGACCUCUACCAGAAGAAGGAUUACAUGCGGGACUGCAUUGUGGGAGAAGGCACAAGUUAUCGGGGGAUGCGGUCAGUGACAGAGAAAGGCAAGACCUGCCAGCAGUGGAGGCUGACGUUUCCCCAUGAUCACAGGUUCUCACCAUCUCUGCAGAAUGGCCUGGAGGUGAAUUACUGCCGAAAUCCCGAUAGAGACAAACGGGGACCCUGGUGCUACACCACAGACCCUGAUGUCCGGUACCAGAGCUGCAACAUCAAGAAAUGUGAAGAUGCUGUAUGUAUGUCAUGUAACGGUGAAGACUACCGGGGCUUUGUGGAUCACACUGAAUCUGGGCGGGAGUGCCAGCGCUGGGACCAGCAGCACCCCCAUAAACAUCCAUAUGAGCCAAACAAGUACCCUGAUAAGGACCUGGAUGACAAUUAUUGCCGCAACCCUGACAGCUCUGAGCGCCCCUGGUGCUACACCACAGACCCUGCCCGGAAGCGGGAAUUCUGCCACAUCCGCAAGUGCAAAAAACGCUCACGUCUCAUGGACAUCACUACCAACUGCUUCAAGCAAAAGGGUGAAGGGUACCGGGGCAAAGUGAAUGUUACGACAACAGGGAUCCCCUGCCAGCGCUGGGACACCCAGAUGCCCCACCAGCACCACUUCGUGCCUGAGAAAUAUGAGUGCAAGGACCUGCAGGAGAAUUACUGCCGGAAUCCCGAUGGCUCAGAGGCUCCCUGGUGCUUCACCACUCUGCCUAGCAUGCGCGUGGCCUUCUGCUUCCAGAUCAGACGAUGCAUGGAUGAGGUGGAAGUAGAGGAUUGUUACCAUGGUAAUGGUGAGCUAUAUCGAGGCCACACGAGCAAGACCCGGAAGGGUGUCACCUGCCAGAAGUGGUCAGAACAGUCUCCUCAUGUCCCUCAGAUCUCCCCCACCACACACCCAGCUGCACACUUGGAGGAGAACCAUUGCCGCAACCCAGACAAUGACAGUCAUGGGCCUUGGUGCUACACCAUGGACCCCCGCACGCCAUUUGACUACUGUGCUAUCAAGCCCUGUGCUGGUGACAAGAUACCAUCUGUCCUGGAGAAUGCAGGUAAUGUGGUCUUCGAUGAGUGUGGAAAGAGGGAUGAGCGCCUGCAGCUGAGGGGCCGCAUUGUUGGAGGACGCCCUGGGAACUCACCCUGGACCGUCAGCAUCCGCAACCGGGAAGGAGUCCAUUUCUGUGGGGGAUCCCUGGUGAAGGAGCAGUGGGUCAUCAGCACGCGCCAGUGCUUCUCCUCCUGCGAUGCUGAUCUGUCUGGCUACGAGGUCCAGCUUGGGACACUCUUCAAGGACCCCAAGCCCAGUGACCCUGACAAACAGGCCAUCCCCAUCCUGAAGAUCAUCUGUGGGCCUUCAGAGUCCCAGCUGGUCAUGCUGAAGCUGGUGAGGCCUGCCACUCUGAACAAGCGUGUGGCUCUGAUCUGCCUCCCACCUGAGCGGUACAUUGUUCCUGAGAAUACAGAGUGCGAGAUCGCCGGAUGGGGUGAAACCAGAGGCACUGGUGAUGAGACUGUGCUCAAUGUGGCCAGGCUACCUGUGAUGAGCAAUAAAAAGUGCAGCAUGGUACACCGGGGCAAAGUGAAGGACAGUGAGCUGUGCACUGCACCCCUGAAGGCUGGGGUGGGUGCCUGUGAGGGCGAUUAUGGGGGACCCCUGGCCUGCCUGACCCAUGACUGCUGGGUACUGGAAGGGGUCACCACCCCAUCCCGUGUAUGUGCCCGCAAAGACCAGCCCGCGACCUUUGUCCGCGUCUCACUAUAUGUCGACUGGAUCAACAAAGUGAUGAAGAUGAUCUGAACCCCAGGGGCCUUGCAGAAACACGACAGCCAGGGCUCUCUGUACCCCAGGGGCAACCUGCAGCUGCUCUGGGGCACAAAAUGGCAGAAACAACCCCAAAGGACUGAGCUCUGUGCUCUUUCCAUACAUAGAUGGCUGUGGGCUCUGGGAUGUAUGUGUGCCUUUGCCUUUCAUGUUACCUACCUAUGCCAAGCUACAGGUCGCAGUGGAGUUUUUUGGGUAAAGCUUCACAUGGAGAGGGGAGGGCUACCCUGGGUGGGCAGGCAGCAUUCUGAUCCUGCCUAGAAGUGGUCCUAUCUCAUCUCCUACACUGACACUCAGCUAGGCCCUUUAGUCCCUUUCUUAAGUAAUCAUCCCCUUGUUACUGCAUUGGCUAAUGGGAAUAAAUAUGGAAAGUGA
Molecule: messenger RNA, 2572 nt
Organism: Gavialis gangeticus (Gharial)
Lineage: Eukaryota; Metazoa; Chordata; Crocodylia; Gavialidae
Gene: MST1
Product: macrophage stimulating 1
Exons: 18
Coding region: 56-2173 (705 amino acids)
Biological process (GO): regulation of receptor signaling pathway via JAK-STAT; proteolysis
Molecular function (GO): receptor tyrosine kinase binding; serine-type endopeptidase activity
Source: RefSeq, a predicted model, not a curated record